Heterotrigona itama is the source of this 6450-nucleotide messenger RNA. The record is from the annotation of a GenBank genome assembly. Lineage: Eukaryota; Metazoa; Arthropoda; Insecta; Hymenoptera; Apidae.
AUGAAAAGAAACGUUUUCAAGUAAUGUUUCUUUAGAUACGUGAGAUGUAUAUGGUUUAUUUUAUAUUACAUUGCAUGCAUAAAACUUGAAUUGGAAAAAAUUCUAUCUAGCACAUUAAAUAAUAAUUGCUGUAUACUGCACAAUAUGUAUAAAUGAAUGUGUUCAUUGACAAAAAUUAAUUAAAUGUAACAUUACAUGUACAUUACAAGGAAAAAACUAUUAAGAUAUUUUUAAUUUAAAUCAUAAUAGAGCAUCAUUAAAUAAUUUUGUGUAUUUUUAUGAACACAUGUUUCAAAUCUGUAUUACAUAUUUAGUGAUAGGUUUUCAAUAUAUAUCUAAUUUACAAGAAAAAUAUAUGUAUGUGAUGUUUCAUUCUAUAAAUGUGAAAUCAAAUUCUUUUUUCUUGUAGUAUCAUAUCAAAAUGUAGAUAAGAACUUUAACUAAACAAAAAUCUUGGUAAUAUGUAUGUAUAUAUUUACACUCAUAAAUCUAUGGAAGUAUUAAUAAAAUUGAUGCAAAUAAGUAUUAAAGUUUGAUGCAAGUACAUUAUGCAUUACAUAAUAAAGAAAACAUGUUAAUAAAUUUUCAUUUUUUAUAAAAGAUAACCAAUAUUUUAUGUACCAUUUUUAUAUUGUAUAAAUGCAAUAAAAUAACGAAAAUUAAUUUGGAAUCAACUAGAAUUUUACUCUUCAAUAUUUAUUUAAUUAUAAAAUUUUUAUUUCAUCUUUGUUAUCUUUUUCUCAAAUUUUUAUCAUACAAUAAUCCAAAUUUAUACAAUAAUUCAAUAAUUAAAUUUAUAACGCUGAUUUUUAUAUUACAUUUUAUAUUACAUUUUUAACGUUCAGAAGAAACUUAAACCUUUUAAAUAUAUCUAUCUAAUAGUAACUUAGAUUUAGAAAACGUAAAUAAGUAUACAAAUGAAUUUGUGUCUAUGGAGCGUUGGACACAAAUUUGCUUGUCGGAAUGUAUAAAUAUUGGAAAUAUAUUUAUUAUUAUUUUUAACUGUUACUUGUUCAAAAACGAAUAUUAAUAAAUAUAUCAUUCGGAAAAUAAGAAUAUCUGUCAAACAUAAACAAAAUUGAUAUAAUUUGGAAAACUCGUCCUCUUUUUUCUUCUUUUUUCUAGAUCUAGAUUUCCUUAGUCAGAGGUGGUAAACUGGUAACCCGCGGGCCGGCCGUGGUCCAUGCCUCUACUUUUUUGAUCGGUUAUCGAUCUCUUUAUUUUGGCUUUGGCUUAAUUAAUUUAAAGAUCGGAAAAGCUGCUUGUAUGGUGCACUGCGGCAGGAAAGACUGCACAGAAUGGAAACUAAUUUUCAUGCUGAACGAAUCGAAGUUUUACAAUGCCACUUAUUAUUAUUACCGGUAUACCAUGCAGUGGUAAAACAACACGCACUUCCGAAUUAAAAGAAUAUUUUGUAAAUAAAGGAAAAAAUGUAGAAGUUAUAAAUGAAAUUGAUGUUGUGACUAAAAGAGGUUUUGAUAAAAAUAAAUUUUAUGCUGAUUCUAAAAGCGAAAAGAGUGUGAGAAGUGACAUAAAGUCAAUGGCUCAACGAAUGUUAAAUACAAAUGAUAUAUUAAUUAUUGAUGGUAGUAAUUAUAUUAAAGGAUAUCGCUAUGAAAUUUAUUGCAUAACAAAAUUAUAUAAAACUGCACAGUGUACAAUAUUCUGUGAUAUACCGAUUGAACAUGCUUGGUUGUGGAAUAAAAGAAGAUCAGAGUAUGAAAAAUAUAAUAGAGAAAUUUUUGAUGCACUUGUAAUGAGGUAUGAAAUACCAGACAGCAAAAAUCGUUGGGACGUACCAUUAUUUGCCAUAUCAGCAGAGGAUGAAUUAAAAUUCGAUGAAAUUUAUAAAUUGUUGUAUGAAGUAAAAGCACCAAAACCAAAUUUAAGUACACAGUGUGCGAUAUUAUCAGCUAAGCAAUUGGGUAUUAAAAAUGAAUUUAAAAUACCAGGUUGUAAUUUAACAGUACAAAACUCAUGUACUGCAGCACAGCUCAUGAGGUUACGAAGACAAUUUUUAACUUAUAGUAAAAUGCAACAAAUUGAAAUUAAUCAAAUUGCAUCAUUAUUUGUACAAUAUCUUAAUAAAAGUUUAUAAAUAGGCAAAAUAUUAGCGUAUUUUAUCAUUAAUUAACAUAUUUUUGUACUAAAGAUAUUUUGAAAUAAAAUUAUUUUAUAUAAGACAAAAAUUUAUUGAUCAAAUUUUCAAAAACGUAUUUUUAAUAAAAAAAUUACAUCAUUAGGCUCACUUUAUAAUAAUUGUAGCCUGCAUAUUUGAAUUUCAAAUGUUAUUAACUACUCAUUUUGUUAAUAUAAACAAUUUUGAAGCAAAUGAUAUUUGUGUGACUUGAAUAUAUCUUUCAAGAAAUAGAAGAAAUAAUGAACACUAUAAUAAGAAACACCCAAAUUAUAGAAUUGCACUUUUUAUCAUAUUAAUGUAACUCACAAAAUUAUACAAGGCAACAUUGGUUUGUAAGAUAAAUUUAAUAAUUAAAAUAAAAUUUGUCUUCAAACCAGUUAAAAAAGAAUAUUGCAUAGUAUAUAUAUGCAACCAAAUCAAGCUUCUUUUAUUUUGUAUCAUCACGGUAUAUGAUAAAUAUUUUAAACAAUAAACAUUAAUAAUAUACUAAAUUACAAAUAUCAAAACUGAAAGAAAAAGAAAAAUUGCAAAAUUGUUAAAGAAUCAUUUUGAACUUGAAUCAAUUUUUGUCGGUAUUUAAAAAAAUAACUGCGCAAUUUUUAUUAUCCAUUAUGUUAACAACAGAGCUGUUAAUAUUUAGUAGUUACAUAUAGUGAAAUAAAAUCCUAGAUAAAAAAAUAUUAGCUUAACUUUUAACAAUAUUUAAAGAUUUUUUUUAUUUUUUUUAGAUUCAAAUUACCUAAUAUUGACUUGAUUCAUAAAGUAUAACAGCUUUGUUUUUGUAGUAAUGAACCUAUUAUGUAACGCAUUUACAAUUAUAUCAAUUUUUCUUACAAGUGAAAUACAGGAAGUCAUCAAUUUGAUGAGUUUUCUUGUUCUUGCAUACCAUUACUUUCAGUACCAUUUCUAUGAUUUAUAUUAUUAUCUAUGUGUCUUUUAGGUUUUCGACAAACGAAAUAUACGCUGUUAUAUUCACAUUGCAACAUACUAUUAAUGUUUUGUGCAUAUCGUGUUUUUACACGCGUUUCCUCCUUCUGAAAAUAUUAUAAGUUAUAAAAGCUCUCUAAUAUUAUUUUACGAAGUUGGUUACCUCUAAUUGAAAUCCAAAACCUUGAAUCACAUCACGAACUACAUCAUAACUUGGUUCUAUCGAAUCUUCCAUUGGCAUAUCACUAAAAUGAUAUAAUAGUGGUCCAAGGUUUAUCCAUAUACCUCCAGGUUUUAAAAUUUUGUAGAUAGUCUCAAUAAAUUGUACAAUAUUAUUUGCACAAUCUAUGAAAAAACACGUGGCAAUGCAAUCCCAGUGAUUGUCUUCUGUAUACACCUAAAGUAUGCAAAUAGAAAUUUUUAAAGUAUUUUUUUUUUUUAAUAUAUCAUGAUAUUUACCUCCAGAAAAUCUCCAGCCGCCAUAGAGAACUGUGCAUUUUCUGGAAGAUCACUAGGGUUUACAUCUGGGAAGAACACAGCUUGAGUUUGAUGUUCAGGUUUUAAAUUAUUCAUAUACUGAUGUACCCACGGAUGUACUUGGUAUGAAUUUACUCCCCUACAUCUAUGAAAUAUUAAAUAUUGUUAAAAAAAUUUGUUUUAAAGGGAAUAUUUAAAAUAUUUAUUAAAAAUAUUUAAUUUUUACCUACUUAUUUAAUACAAAAUGAGAUGCAAAUAGCAUGAAAAGGGAAAAUUCAUUUCCUUGGCAAGUAUAUCCACGUCUCGCAAUUUCAUAAGCUAAUCUUCCUAAACCUGCUCCAGGUACUAGAAUUUGCACUUUUGAUGGUGUACUGGAAAUUUACCUAUCAUUUCAUAUUUUUCUGAACUAUGUCUUACAAUAUCACUGUAGCUAUUCUAAAUAUAUUUUAAUGGAAUGUUUUAUUGAUAUGUAUCAGAAAGUUUAAAAAGUUCAUACCAAUAGUCUACAGGGAAUUGAUUCAUAAUUUCAUCUAUAACAGGUUGAUAACAAGCCAUUCGUUCUUCAGCACCUUCCACACUCCAAUCACGAACCAGUUGUUUAAUUGUAGCUUGGACCUUUUCUUGAUCAGCCAUUACUGGACGAGGAUUUAAUGUCUGCAAUUAGACCUACCUAUAUUUUGUACAAUAGAAUAUAUUUUUAUAAAAAAAGAAGCUUGUUAAAAUGAUAAAAAAAUCCAAGCUUGAAUGAGAGAAAUAGAUUAAAUAUUUGUUCUUAAUAAGAUAAUGUUAUAACAAUAAAAUCUUAUACAUAAGACAUAAGACUUUUACAAUGUUAAUCGUCAGUUAAAUAAACAUAUAAAUAUAACUUUGAAGUAUCUGUUUUCGAUAAAACAAAGUAAAAUAUCAUAUGAUGAUAUGAAUACAAGUAUGUUUAUAUUUAAUAAGGUUAAUAAAAAUAAUUAAUCAUAAUUUUAAAAACAUAUAUUGUACAACAGAAUAUACAUGCCACACACCAGGUGAACUUUUCUUACACUGUCAGUCUGUGCAGUAGCUGGGCUCACAUUUUCAAAAAUAUGUGCUACAUCUUUUAUGAUAAGUUUGAUUAUCUCAUCAUUAUUUUCAAUACACCUUUUAACUUCUUGUAGAUGUUCUUUAUACUUCGAUAACAGUUUCUGAUGAUGAGCUGGAAGUGAUAGCAAAUAGGAUUCUGUUUUCUUAACCCUUAAUAAUGAAUGAUUUCUGUAAAGAAAAAAUUAUGAUAUAAGUAAUAUUUAUUAGUACAAUUACAUCCACUACAAAUUUUACACUUCAUCGUUUUAAGUUGUACGGUUAUCAAUUUGAUUUUAGUAGGGCAGUAGUUGGCUAAUGUAUUUUAAUUGAAAAAUUUGUUUAUGAAUUUUUUCUGUUAAAUUCAAAUCAUUAUGUCUUUAUUUAAAAAAAAAAAUUAUAUUGUAACACAAUCUGAGCGCUGACUUCCAUAAUUAUAGAAUAACUAUAAAACUGCAAAUGAAAUAUAUCGCAGUGCUAUAUAAUUGAAGGUUAAGAUGAUAAUAAGAAUCUGUAAUGAUUAUCAAAAAAAUCAUGAUCGACACCUUAUAAAAUUAUCCGAAGUACUAUAUACGAUUAAGAAGGCAAUAGAAUAAAGGCAAUAAAGAUAAGAACAAAACAUCGACUCGAGGAUUAAAAGUCAAUCAAACAAAAUGAUCUUUCACGAUAUACUUACUUGUAAUAUUUGAAAGCCGAGACAAUACGUUGAAAAUGUUUUCUCUCUUCCUCAUCCUCAUAAGUAUCGUGCAUUUUUUUUGGAUAAGGGUUAGACAUUGUUUCCAUUUUUAUAUUCAAACGUACAACUUAAUAUUUCAAUGAGUUUUUUAGCACGACGUUCAGUGGCGGCUUUCUUGGUGCACGCGUUACGACGCGUCCGCAUUACCACGACAAAUCGUCCGCAUUAUCGAAAAUUGUCGGCAGAUUUUAUUUAUUAACAAAUACAAGUUUUAUUUAUUUAACAUUCAAUGCUUUUUUAUUUUUAUUUUUCAUUUUUUAUUUUCAAUUAAUUAUUUAACGCUUUAAUAUAUUAGAAAUUGACUUUAAAUGCGAGAAAGUUACAUUAUUUGGUUGUAUGCGAUAUUAAACUUUCUGCGGUGAAUUUCAAUUAUAAAAAUAUAUAAGUUCAUAGUUAUAUAUAAAUAUAUGAAUUAUAAAUUGGACAAAAACUGACAUGUUGAUAAAAGAAAAUAUCUGUUAAAAUAUGUUUUAAAUAAAAACAGUUGCAAGUUUUAUUCCUUAAUUUUUCGUUAAUAUUGUAUGUAACUUUAUGUAAUAUAAUCUUUCUAUAUGAUUUGUUAUAAUUAACAAAAAAUAUAUAAUUCAAAAAUAAUUUAUUUUGAAAGGUUAUAAGAAUAUUAUUAUCAUUUUUUUUUAAUCCUUUGCAGUAAUGUAAUUAUAAUUUGCACAGUAAUCGAAGUUGUUUCAAAUAAAUUCAAAUUUUGUGAAAAGUUAGGUAAAAUUUGUUCGAUAUUUUUGCAAUUUGCAUUAUUAUGAAACAGAAAAUCUCAAUUUUAAUUUUGUUUAUUUCUUCUUUAGUUAUAUACAAAUUAGUUAGUUAUAUAGAAUAAUAAUACGUUUUAAUUAAAGGGUGGCACUUUAGAUUUUCCUUCUUCUACAUUGUUUAAUAAACUAUUAUCUAACCAUUUUCGAACUAUUUCGAACUUUCUCUUUGGCAUUCAUUAUCCUUUGGUACAGAAUAUAAAAUUUAUAAUUUUACAUUUCAAUUUAUUGGAUUUUCUUUUUAUAUAUAUUUUUCUUAUUAUCGUUUAUAUUACCUUUUCCUAUUGUAACAUUAUUUCUUAUAUUUGAUUUAAUAAUAUACUUUAAUAUAAUUUAAUUAUACUUUAUAGAAUUUAUAA